AUGGCGGAAGCGAAGCGCGAAGAACAAGAAUACUAUGAACAAUAUCGUGCCACCUAUGAAGCCUAUGUCGCCGCCGCUAACCCCGCCGCCCCUCCUCCUCGACCAACUAGAUCAAAUCGCCGCUACAUCCCUCGUGACGGGGAGGGAGCCCACGAAAGGCUCGUUGUCGACUAUUUUUCCGACACACCGCGGUUUUCGGACACAUUAUCCGUCCGUGUUGAAUACUUUCAAUCACGUAGAGACGCAAUCGGUCGGCAAAGUCUCUUGGCGUUGCAGGAGUGUACUUGUGCCCUCCGACAACUUGCUACUGGGCUAAUGGCUGACCUCUUCGACGAGUAUUUGCAUGUGGGUGAGUCAACUAGAAUCCUAUGCCUCAAAAACUUUUGCGACGACGUUCGUUCUGCUUUCGGUGAGGAAUUUCUUCGGGCACCCACCACCAAAGAUUGUCAACGGUUACUUCAUCUUCACGAAACAGUCCACGGUUUUCCUGGUAUGCUUGGCAGCAUUGACUGCAUGCAUAGGAAGUGGAAGAAUUGCCCGAAGCUUGGUGGGGGCAACACUUAA
Messenger RNA from Salvia hispanica, 564 nucleotides. The record is from RefSeq and is a predicted model, not a curated record. NCBI's taxonomy places the organism in Eukaryota, Viridiplantae, Streptophyta, Magnoliopsida, Lamiales, Lamiaceae.